Messenger RNA from Bipolaris victoriae FI3, 2100 nucleotides. RefSeq lists its product as hypothetical. The transcript has a single exon. NCBI's taxonomy places the organism in Eukaryota, Fungi, Ascomycota, Dothideomycetes, Pleosporales, Pleosporaceae. The coding region runs from base 1 to 2100 and encodes 699 amino acids. The record is from RefSeq and is a predicted model, not a curated record.
AUGAACGAAUCCGUCAAAGAAUUACACGACGAUCUUGCCAGGAAAUACCGACAGCAUGGCAAGCGGGUCGAAGAAAUGUGGCGUUCGCUCAGUCAGGAACAACGCAAAAAGAUCAUGGAGGCUGGCUCUCAUGAUGGUGCUGUCCUGAAGCAUACUGAAGACACCGGCCUAGAGAAUGUCUACAAGUUCAUUCCCGAAUGGAAUCUACGUGACGUUACUUCACCAUCAUCAAACUUCUUCCUCGACAUGCUCAAGCACCGGGCAACUUCACCGCUGCAAACACAAUACACGACUGGCUUCAAUGGGCGACCAGGAGAUCAUGCGCACAUACUUGAUAUGAUGCAGAGAAAGAAUCUGAGACUAAAUGACGUCUCCCAAUAUAAGGAUUGUUAUACACUUUUCUUGACGGAAGACGGGUACGGCGAAUCAGUCAAGAUUCUUGCUGAGAAGCAAGAAGUUCUUGCGAACAUGAAACCAGCCAUGCAGGCCGGGUUUAUCGUACCCCAGGCCACCGGAGAGCUCAUUCUGAUGCGACAAAUAAACCUGCUGCAGCUUCUCAACAUUGCAAUCGAAGACAUCCUUGAUACUGCGUCCACCACUCGAGCUCGGACGGAGCAGCCAAAGGUCAAAGAGGAUACAACUGCAGCCCUGGCAAAGUUGUCAAUACACUCACCUCCGAAAAAGGUAGAGCUCGUGGAUCUCGUAGACAUGGCGAAAGACCGCCUGUCGUCUUGCGAGGAUCUGGUUGCUCUUAUUUCGACUGAGCCCACAGUUCUAACUCAUGAAGUCAACUUUUCUUUCUUCAGCCGACCGGAGCUGGUCGCCGAUGAGAAAGGACGCAUGCUACCUGUGCAUACUGACAAAUACAUUAGCGGUGCUGUGCUGGAGGCGGUCCAUGGCGCAGUGAAGAUUGCUGCUACAUGGUAUUACAUUGGCCGUCUCGUGGGUCUGCUGAAGGAGUCAACAGACAAGCAGUUCAAAGCGGUUGUUCUCAAAGAGCUCUCAAACACCUGCCACUUGGAGUAUCUGCGCGCUCAGACUAGUUUCAAGCGCAGCCUAGCUGUUGGUAUGGGCGGCAGUAAAUGGUUCAAGCGCACGUCGACAAAUGACAUCGCGCGCCUCUCAUUGAAACGAAAUCCCGAGUCUUUGACGGCAGAGAACCCCCAACUACAUUACAUGCUUCGACUUUGUCAGGAUGAGACCAACUGGUCAAAUGCUACACAAUGGCUUCAAAAGCUAGCGGACCUCCACCGAGCCCAUCCACUGGAGCAAGACAACCUUUCAGAACGAGAGUAUGACUCUCUGGGCGACCUUGCGAUGAUAAUUACCUUCAUCCAGUCUCUUUCCUCAGUCGCGCAGUUGCCUACGCCUAAUCACAAGAAGAAACAACCAUUUGUAUCUGGCUACAGAGCUUUAGACAAAGAGUUCAGAGAGAUGAAAAAUGGUCUGGACCUCAGUGACUUCGCCAUUCCAAUCGACAACUUGCUCGAACCAGGCAUGGCUGAAGGCACUCUUGGAAGACUCGAUGAGUACAUCGUAGAGAAGACCGGCACGAAGCUUGGUUUUCUCUAUGAAGAUCUAGUUGAAAGCUGUGUGUCCAACAUCCAUGAGCAGCACGAAGCACAGAAGGCUAAGUCUAAAGUUCCAACUCAAGACACGAUGCUAGCAGCUCCCGAGAGCUCAGAAUCGCCUGUCCAGCAGCGCAAACAGAAGGAAAAGACGCGACCAAGUCAAGCUUCAAUAUACGAGAUCACACCACAAAGCGCCAAAGACGACCCGCCCGUUCAAUCAAUAGAAACUUUCAAGGUCAAACCCUCCACUGCUGACGUCUUUUUAUCGUUAUUCUCGAGAUCGUCUACAGCUCGUAGCCCAGUUCGAUGGGAACCCUUUGUAGCUGCCAUGAAUGACUUGGGCUUCUCAUGUGAACCCAAGCUUGGCUCGAUAUACACGUUUGUCCCUUCGGAUAAGACAGUAGUGCGCAGGGGUAUAACAUUGCAUCGGCCGCACCAGGGAAUCAUUGAAGGACGGCUUCUUUUGGUCUUCUCUGGACGACUGAGAAGAGUAUAUGGCUGGAAUAGCUCAACAUUUGAGGCAGCGUAG